Molecule: messenger RNA, 858 nt
Organism: Zygosaccharomyces rouxii
Lineage: Eukaryota; Fungi; Ascomycota; Saccharomycetes; Saccharomycetales; Saccharomycetaceae
Gene: CBR1
Product: cytochrome-b5 reductase
Exons: 1
Coding region: 1-858 (285 amino acids)
Cellular component (GO): endoplasmic reticulum; plasma membrane
Molecular function (GO): oxidoreductase activity
Source: RefSeq, a predicted model, not a curated record
AUGGCCAGUCCUGAAGUUCAAAUUGCUUGUACGGUUGUCGCAUUACUUGUCUUUGCUCUUGUUGGUGGAUUAAUUGCCAAGAAGAACUCAGGUCCUAAGGCAAUACUCAAGAAGGAUGAAUUCCAAAAAUUCACAUUGAUUUUGAAGACUUCACUUUCGCAUAACACAGCAGUCUAUAGAUUCGGUUUGCCAGGAGCUGAAGAUGUAUUAGGAUUGCCCAUUGGCCAACACAUUUCCAUUAGAGGUGUAAUUAACGGAAAGGAAAUCGUUAGGUCGUAUACUCCAACUUCGUUAGAUACCGAUGCCCAAGGGUUCUUCGAAUUGUUGAUUAAAUCUUAUCCACAAGGUAAUAUCUCCAAAAUGUUUGGUGAAUUAGAAAUCGGUGAUAAAAUCGAAGUACGUGGUCCUAAAGGUUUUUAUGAAUAUGCACCAAACGUUUUUAACCACAUUGGUAUGGUUGCUGGUGGUACCGGAAUUUCACCCAUGUAUCAAAUUAUCAAAGCCAUUGCAUCUGACCCUAGCGAUAAGACAAAAGUUUCAUUGAUCUACGGUAACCAAAAUGAAGAAGAUAUCCUGUUGAAAGCAGAAUUGGAUACUAUUGUUGCUUCAAGACCCGAUCAAUUUAAAGUAUUUUAUCUGUUAGAUAAUCCACCAAAGGAAGGUUGGAAUGGUGGUGCUGGAUAUGUGACCCAAGACAUUAUGAAAACCCACUUACCUAAUCCAAAAGGAGACGGUACUCAGCUAUUGGUAUGUGGUCCACCAGGACUGGUUUCUGCUGUGAAGAGAUCAGCAGUUGCAUUGGGCUACGAAAAGGCAAAACCUAUUUCAAAGAUGGGUGAUCAAGUUUUUGUGUUUUAA